AUGCGGCCAGCACCUGCCCGCACAACUCGUCUGGAAAAGAACCAGGACGUGCGCCGUACCACUAUUAUGGCGGCGCUGCCAUUGGCCUUUCUCGCCAUCUCAGCCUUCUUGCUUUUAAUCUACGUGUCCAAACUUAAAUAUUCACGAUUCCUUCUCAUACGAUGCGAAAUCAUCCAUGUUCUUGUAUUCAUUCUGUGUUCUUAUUUCUACAUUCGCUGGCUACUUUCAAGACUGAUGCCACGAAUUCGUGGAUUCAAUCUCAUGUGCUGCGAUCUCAGCCAACACUUAAAAUUCAGUCCUCCUGAAUUUAUCGACAAAGGAUUUUCUGAUCUCACUAAAUAUGAACAGUACUGGAAAAUGAAGCACAAAAUCUUUUCCUACUGUGCUACACAGGGUUAUCGACCGUACAUGGAAGAUCGAAUGCAUUACAUGUAUGAUCCCAACAACAAUCUAUCUAUAUUUGGAAUCUUCGACGGUCAUGGAGGACUAUAUGUCUCCGAUUUUCUGGAGUCAAACUUCGCUAAAUCGAUCCGAGAACGACUUCUGAGGUUUGGAACAAGGCGAAAGCUCAGUAUUGACGGCCUGUUAAACGUAAAGGAUCCAGUCGAAGAGAUGUUAGUGACUGAGGUGCAUCGACUGGACGAUGUGCUUUCUCGAAUUGAUCCCAACUGUACCUCACUCACUGGCUCGACAAUGAUUGCUGCGAUUAUGGAGAAUAAUCGUCAUCUAAGUGUGAUAAAUGUGGGAGAUUCGCGAGCAGUAGCUUGCGAUUUGCAGAAUCGAGUUGUGCCUCUUAGUAAGGACCACAAACCCGAUGACGUGAGUGCUUUCUGUCCCAUAUUGGACUACAGCAGCACUUUUUUUUAUCAAUUCCAUUCUCUACAUAAUAAUGGUAAAAAAAACACGCACAAUGGAAAAUUUCGUGGUAGGCGGAGGUCAACCAUAAUUACAAAAAUUUUCAUGCAAACCAUAAGAAAAUUGAGCUGCAUGAAGUGA
Messenger RNA from Angiostrongylus costaricensis, 996 nucleotides. Lineage: Eukaryota; Metazoa; Nematoda; Chromadorea; Rhabditida; Metastrongylidae. The record is from the annotation of a GenBank genome assembly.